AGAGGACGUACAUAAAAUGUAACAGCAGCAGGAAGCCGGACUUUCAGAUCACUGCAGAGAAUGACACAGCUACACAUCAACUAUUAGAAAGACCGGCAGAAAUCUUCAGCUUUAAGAAUGCUGAUGAACCAGACAAACCAAACAGAGGAUGACCUCUUCUCCUGCUACAGCCCGUCCGUCGAAGGCUACCGCUACUUUGCUGUGCUGUGGGGAUGUGCUGUGACCGUCACUGGUACGCUGGGAAACCUGAUGACCAUUCUGGCCUUCGCCUUUGACCCACACGUGAGGACUCGCUUCAAUGUGCUCAUCGUCAACCUGGCUGUAGCGGAUCUCCUGUACUGCACCAUACUGCAGCCCAUAUCAGUUGACUCCUAUCUACACCUCAGAUGGCGCAUUGGUCAGCUCUGGUGCAGCAUCUUCGGCUUCCUCCUCUUCCUCUCCAACUCUGUCUCCAUUAUCACCCUCUGCCUACUAGCAGUGAGCCGAUACCUCCUGGUCGCAAAAAGGGCUGUGUUUGACCGUGUCUUCUCUGACCGUGGUCUUGUUUUACUCCUGAUCUCAGCGUGGGCGCUGGGCGUGGCCAGCUUUGCCCCACUCUGGCCCGUUUACGUGUUUGUGCCAAAUGUGUGCACAUGCAGCUUCCAUCGCAUCAAGGGUCGUCCCUACACCACCAUCCUGCUCUUCUUCUACUUUUUUUUCGGUCUGGGCUGUGUUGGAGUUUUCUACCUCCUCAUUUACAAACGUGUCCGGAUUGCCUCGAAAGCUCUGCUCCGCUACAGGUACAGCCGCCGCUCCUCCAGAAAGAAACCAGCUUCUUCAACACAAGGGACUGAUGAUAGUGGCGUGGAGAGUGGCGUGACAAAGACAUGUAGCUCUGAGAUCAACAGCCAGGCGGAUCUAACCCAAAAUACAGAUGAGAUCACCUGUGAAAAAUCCUCCAAAUCUGCCCCAAAUUCAUCAGCAACCGAGUCUCCCCCUGAUACUGUCCCAGCAUCGCCUUCAUCCACACCUGCUCCCACCACUGCAGCGCCCUCCUCCUCCAAGUCAGCAACUUCAGGAGAUGAUGACGAAUUCAAGCGUGUGACACGCAUGUGCUUCACUGUUUUUCUGUGCUUCGUGUUCUGCUUCGUCCCCUUCAUGUUGCUCAACAUAUUUGACAAAAAUAACCGCGCCCCACAGGUACUGCACAUGUUCUCUGCAAACCUCACCUGGCUCAACAGCUGUAUCAACCCCGUGCUCUACGCCGUGAUGAACCGACAGUUUCGACAGGCCUACCAUGUGCUGCUCACCAGGGCUGCUGCACCAUUCACCUGCCUCUGGACCUCGUGCUCAAAUCUGAGAUCCUAAACUCCUGGAGCUUAAAACUUGCUUGAUGUUUUUCAUGAUGUAAACCCAAUAUGACAUUAUUCUCGUGAAACAACAUAACAUAGACAUGCAACUUACAUCCAGCCACUAUCAACUAGGGAUGCGCUGAUCUGAUACUACCAAAAUCACUGGAUCGGAUAUUGGUAUCCGAUCCAUUUCCGUCUCAUACGCUCGUCUAUGUCGGCGUUGCCAGGUCAGUUUGCCGGGGCUGGAGCCCCGAAUGUUUUGAGUAUAACCCCGACAGAAAGCGUAAUGUGUGUGAAUGUGCAAUAGUGUUCGUUACAGAACCGACUGUCAACAUAAAUGCUGGUCUCUAAACCAACUGUGUGUGCGGGAAGAGCCCGUUGUCUUCUUCAUGAUUGUAGCUGCUGUUUAAUUUUGUUUUAGAAACUUCACGUUGAAUAACAUUACGUUACAGCAUCGCUCCAAAACAAACUAAAAUGGUAAACGACUCAUUUUUACUAGAGAUUAACAUAUAUUAACAUACAGUGAUGGAAGAAAAACUCAGAUCUCUACUUAAGUAAAAGUAGUAAUACUACAGUGUAAAAUAGUAGCUGCAAGUAAAAGUCCUGCAUUCAAAAUGUUAGGGUACUCAAGUAAAAGUACAUAAGUAUUAGCAUCAACAUAUAGUACCAAAA
Sebastes umbrosus (honeycomb rockfish) is the source of this 2003-nucleotide messenger RNA. It is a transcript of the gene gpr84, whose product is annotated as G protein-coupled receptor 84. Gene Ontology annotation, biological process: neuropeptide signaling pathway. Gene Ontology annotation, molecular function: urotensin II receptor activity. The transcript has 2 exons. Lineage: Eukaryota; Metazoa; Chordata; Actinopteri; Perciformes; Sebastidae. Gene Ontology annotation, cellular component: membrane. The coding region runs from base 118 to 1347 and encodes 409 amino acids. The record is from RefSeq and is a predicted model, not a curated record.